This is a messenger RNA of Diospyros lotus (date-plum), 2165 nucleotides long. RefSeq names its product protein MAIN-LIKE 1-like. The coding region runs from base 1 to 1917 and encodes 638 amino acids. The record is from RefSeq and is a predicted model, not a curated record. The transcript has 4 exons. Gene Ontology annotation, biological process: meristem development; meristem maintenance. NCBI's taxonomy places the organism in Eukaryota, Viridiplantae, Streptophyta, Magnoliopsida, Ericales, Ebenaceae.
AUGGCACGUACUCAAGGAGGAGGAGUAGAGGGAGCUCGUCAGCGUCCGACAGCUUCCACGAGGAGGAGGAGGAGGGUAGAGGGCCAUGAUAGUCAUUCUGUGGCUGAUACAUCUAUUUCAGAGGCGCACAUUUCUGAGCAGCCAGGUACUUUGGACUCAUCACCUCCUAGUCCUCCAGAGCAGCCAUCUACUAGUGCUCCGGACGAUACUACCGAACUAUUUUUGGGAGGCCCUGAAGAUCCAUCCAUUUUAAAGAGUUUUAAAAAUCAUGUUGCUGUUAGCAUAUGGGCUGGAGAGGAAAGAGGUGUAUUAAAGUGUAAUAGCCAUGGACAAAGAAUUCCUGAUUGGCCAUUGGCAAAUCAGCAACGUAUUUAUGAUAUUGUUGUAAGAUCUCAGUUGGCACCUUUGAUAGAAUCCACGUAUCGAUUUGUGAAUCCUACAGUUGUGUCAGCCUUUUCAGAGAGAUGGCAACCUGAGACUAACACAUUUCAUCUACCAUUUGGUGAGAUGACACUUACGUUAGAUGACGUUGCCACUAUUCUGAAGAUACCAGUUGCUGGCAGCCCUGUAUCAGUCCCUCAUUUGACAGGUAAUGAAGCUCAGAAUUUACUUUAUCGUUUACUUGGGGUCUCAGUAGUAGAAGCAGCAGGCCAGAUAGCUGAGACUCGGGGACCGUAUGUGAAAUUAGAUUGGCUGAGAAGAACAUUUAUGAACGUACCAAAUUCAGCUCCAGAUGAAGAGAUGUACAAUGCUAGUAGGGCAUAUUUGUUAUUUUUAUUAGGUUGUACAUUAUUUGUGGAUAAGAGUGGUAGCAUGAUUUCGAUUUCCUAUCUUGCAUUGUUGGAAGACCUGAGUAUAUCUGGUACGUAUGCAUGGGGGGCUGCUUGUUUGGCAUAUUUAUAUAGGCAGCUAGGUAUCGCGAGUAGAAGAGAUGUCAAGGGAAUCUGUGGAUAUUUAACAUUACUUGAGGCUUGGAUAUAUGAACAUUUUCCAUUGACUAGAAGUAAACAUAAUUUAUCAUAUACUGACGAGUUGCCUAGGGCUAAUCGCUGGCUUCCUGUUCGUGAGUACGAUUCUUUGCAAUCUUUGCGAGAGCGACUUGAUGACUUAAUUGAAGAUCAGGUAUUCUGUUCACACAUUAUAUUUUGCAACUUAAUAUUGCUCAUCAUUGAAAUUCUAAAACAUGUGCAGGUCAUAUGGACACCAUAUAGGAGGCAUCGUGCACAACACCCACUCCAUGAGAUUGCGUUCUUCUCCGGAUGUCUUAAGUGUGGAGGCGUGAUUGAGCCAUAUCAUCCGGAGAGGGUUCUGCGACAAUUUGGGCAUAGGCAGAAUAUACCUCCACCUCCAUUAUCUCCUAUUGAAGCCAAGCGGGGUAGAGCUACGACAACAUAUAAGGUAAUUUAUGAUUUUAUCAAUGAUAGUUGGUCUCGCUGGGAUUUUCACUUAUUGCCAGCACACCGUCGGGGUGGACUUGCCCUAGUGCCAUGGGAGUGCAGUGAAGACUACUUGGCAUGGUAUCAUCGCAUUACACAUCGAGUCAUACAAAAUCCUACAAAUAGAUCCGGGUUUGACAGAGGUGAUCAUGAUAGAGUGACUCUUGCUGAUGUGCGCAUCAUGGCAUCACUAUCUCCUCUUAGGCAAGUCAUAUCAGGUGGAUCCACUCAAGAUGUAGAUGCGUGGAGACGGGCAUGUCUUCAGGUAUAUGAUAUUUUGACUAUUCGUACUGGGUCUUCUUCUACUGGGUCUCAUGCAUAUACAGUAUUUCGCGAAGCACCUUCUAGUAUGGUACGAACACCGACGGUGGUUACAUCACCUCCGGCAGUAAAUAUAAAUCCACCACCUACGAGUUCAGAUCCACAUCAUCCAGCCCCAAGCCCCCCUCAAGAGACAAGAAAAAGGACUGAUAGAGAUUAAUUUUUUUUUGUAAUAUGAGACUAUUUGUAUUUGCUAUAGUGAGUAGAGUCUUAUCUAUUUGACUACUUAUGAUGAGGUUCGGAUAUGUCGCUAAGAUAUAAAUGGUGCCAACCCUUUUCUGUUUGGAUUUAAUUUUCUUAGUUUAUUUAAAAAUUAUUUCUAUAACUCGAAAAGUAAUUUUAUUGUUACUAACAAAACUUAUUUUAAAUACUUAUAUGUGAUAUAAGUGAUCUAUAAAAUAAGAUAUU